This is a messenger RNA of Penicillium waksmanii, 1203 nucleotides long. Its product is annotated as putative aminotransferase. The record is from RefSeq and is a predicted model, not a curated record. Bases 1 to 1203 code for a protein of 400 amino acids. Lineage: Eukaryota; Fungi; Ascomycota; Eurotiomycetes; Eurotiales; Aspergillaceae. The transcript has 7 exons.
AUGGCUGCUACUUAUGAUGUCGAAGCGGCGCGGGCCCAGUUCCCGGCUCUGCAGCAGGAACAGGUGUUUAUGGACAAUGCAGGUGGAAGUCAGGUCCUUGGAUCCGUCGUUGAUUCCAUUCGCUCGUAUUUGAUCAACACCAAUGUUCAGCUUGGCGCAACAUACAAGACCUCCCAAGCCUCUACGGCCGGAUUCUCAAACGGAUACAAGAGCGCUGCGAGUUUCAUCAACGCCCAGCCAGAAGAGAUCAACCUCGGCGUCUCAACCACCCAACUCCUCCACAAUCUCUCCACAGCGCUGAAAUUCCAGCCGGGCGACGAAGUCAUCGUCUCGAAACUCAACCACGAAGCCAACUCGGCACCAUGGGUCCGGAUUGCGGAGCACCUAGGGCUCAAGGUGAAAUUCUGGGCAUCGUCCAACCCGACCAACCCAACGUGUGAUGUGGGCGAGUUGAAGACCCUUCUUUCAGAUAAGACUAGACUGGUGGCUUGUCCCCAUGCGUCUAAUAUCACUGGUACCAUCAGUCCGAUCCGCGAGAUCGCCGAUGCAGUUCAUGUGCACCCACGCGCGCUUCUCUGCGUGGAUGGUGUUGCUCUGGCACCUCAUCGACAGGUUGAUGUUAAGGCUCUUGAUGUUGACUUUUAUGCAUUCUCGUGGUACAAGGUGUACGGCCCGCAUAUCGCCCAACUCUACGCCUCGUCACGAAUCCACGAGGAGAUCCAGUCGCUGGCACACUUCUUCAAACCAACGGAUAGCCUGGACCUGAAGCUCAACCUGGCAUCGGCCAACUACGAGCUUACGAAUAGUAUUCCGGCAGUGGUGGAGUACUUUGGGGCCACACCCGCCAAGACGUGGGAUGAGAUGGGUCAGCACGAGGAACGGCUGCAGGCGAUCCUGCUGGAGUUUCUGAACUCGGAUGCUCGGGUGCGGGUGAUUGGGGACCGGUCAGCGAGCAAGGAGGUUAGGGUGCCGGUGAUUAGUUUUACGGUGGAUGGGGUGGGGAGUCAGGCGUUGGUGGAGGCGGUGGAGGCCCGAUCGGCGUUUGGGUUCCGGAGUGGCCACAUGUACAGCCAUCGACUGUUGAAUGAGGUGUGUGGGUUGGCGGAUGUUGAGGAUGGGGUGGUGAGGGUCAGUUUUUUGCAUUAUAAUAGUGAGGCGGAGGUGCAGGGACUGGUUCGGGUGCUGCAGGAGGUGCUUGCAUAG